Austrofundulus limnaeus is the source of this 1611-nucleotide messenger RNA. RefSeq names its product adenylate kinase 1 (gene ak1). NCBI's taxonomy places the organism in Eukaryota, Metazoa, Chordata, Actinopteri, Cyprinodontiformes, Rivulidae. Gene Ontology annotation, molecular function: nucleoside diphosphate kinase activity; ATP binding; AMP kinase activity. The record is from RefSeq and is a predicted model, not a curated record. Gene Ontology annotation, cellular component: cytoplasm. Gene Ontology annotation, biological process: ATP metabolic process; nucleoside triphosphate biosynthetic process.
ACAAAAUUAAAGAUGCCAAGAUCAUCUUUGUCGUGGGCGGGCCUGGCUCUGGAAAGGGCACUCAGUGUGAGAAGAUAGUUGAAAAGUAUGGCUACACUCACUUGUCUUCUGGGGAUCUGCUCCGUGCUGAGGUGGCCUCCGGCUCAGAAAGGGGCAAACAGCUGCAGGCCAUCAUGCAGAAGGGAGAGCUUGUACCCCUGGACACAGUCUUAGACAUGAUUAAAGAUGCCAUGAUCGCCAAGGCUGACGUCUCCAAGGGCUUUCUUAUAGAUGGCUACCCUCGUGAGGUGAAGCAGGGAGAGGAGUUUGAGAAGAAGAUCGGCAAACCCUGCCUGCUGCUGUACGUCGACGCAAAGGGCGACACCAUGGUCAAGAGGCUUCUGAAGCGCGGCGAGACCAGCGGCCGGUCUGACGACAACGAGGAGACCAUCAAGAAGCGCCUGGACUUGUACUACAAAGCAACCGAGCCRGUCAUCGCUUUUUACGAGAGCAGGGGCAUCGUGAGGAAGGUGGACUCGGAGCUGGCGGUCGAUGACGUCUUUGCCCAAGUCUCCCAGGCUAUUGAUGCACUGUAGUAAAAGAAUGUAACAAGAUGAGCUGUUGUUUUUUUUUUUUUUUUGUUUUAUUUAAUUUCCCUCUUUUAUACAUGUCUGACGGACUAAACAUAAAUAGAAGGAUAACUUUCCCAAACAGAAUAACUUGUUUUUUUUUUAAGAUUAAAGGGAGGCCCCGGUGAGAAUUAAAGAUGCCUUAAGUCUGAUCCAUAGCAAUAAGRAUUCAAGUUUGAAGCCACAAACCAACAAAUCAGCCUGAAGCAGUGUUGUCARAUCUAUAUUUUUCUGUCUGAAAAUGAGCUAGUUUGUUGUAUAAAAGUCUUGCUUUGAUUAUGUGCUGAAUAUUUAUGUGGCUCCCACCGUGGGACAAACCCACACUUUACAGAAUCUUUAAAAAGUCUGCACAAUGCUCGAUCAAAAAGUWGGUUUUGUUUUUGACAUUUUCACCUUUMCUUCAAAAAGUGCAUUUUUCUUACUCGUACUGAUGCAGCACAUCUUUUCACMCCCCCCCCCCCACCCCCCAUGAAAUCCUACCUUAAUGCCUCCAUCUCCCAAAAUGCCUAGCUAGCUUUAAAGUGUCUGCUGAUGAGUCAGGAAUGAAGGAGUGCGAGCCAGGUGCCCGUUCUUUGUUUAAGGUGAGCCAAACAAACGACCAGGGCAGGCAUUAUGCAAAUGCCUUACAUGGUGAUGCUGAUAAGAAACUUGAGAAAAAGGCUGCCUGACAAAUGAGGCGUCUCAGGACCGUCCAGGAGCAGUGUCUUCUGAGACGAGAAAGAAAAACCUUCUUUGUUGGAGACUUUGCAACCUUGCAAAGCUUUUCUAAGCACAGAACAGUUACAGAGCACUCAGAAAGGUGAAAACCUCUUUUUAGUGCUGCCACACGACUCCUUUAUCAUUGUGCCCUUGAACAGAGACAAACUGCAGUUUUUUAUCCUGUCUUUAAAAACCAUCAUGUACUCUGUACAAGACAUUUGCAACUAUAUUUAAAGCAUUUUUUUUUUCAUUUUUGUCACCAUGUCAGAGGUAUUAGUCUAUUAAAGAUUCUAUUAUGACAACA